UAUAAAUGAAAUACUUUCGUUUCUUGUGCAUUAAAUCGUUCCAGGAACUAUUUACCAUAUCUUGAAUAGAGAUGAAACCCCGCUGUUGCUUUUGACCGACUUCUGACAAAAACAACAUUGAAACAGAUAAUCUUGUUCAACGCUUUAUAUCUAUAACCCUUUUUACUUUUGAUCAGAUUGAUCUAUCCACAAGGGUAUGCAUUCCUUAAAACCAAAGCUUAAAUCUAAAAAAGAAGAAGAAAAAAUUUUAAAUGAAGCUAAACAACACGUCGAAGACGAUGGAUUUGAUCAUAAAAUUGCUUUGUACAGCAAAUUGCAAAGAAAAUUCGAAGCGUUGGAUAAUUUAGAGUUGCAUUUUGCUUUAUAUGGGUCGAAUAAAUUAGGAAAAUCAUCUUUCAUCAAUGCCAUCUUUGGGGACGAAAUUGACCUAGAGAGUCUUGCAAAAGUUUCUUUAGUUCGUCCUAAUAAUCGCAAAAUCAAAUUCAGGAAUAUACGAUCAAAAGCGUUUUCAAAGAAGCCAAGAUUAGAUGCAUUUCUUAUAUUUGUCAAAUCGAGAAUAACGGAGAAAGAGAAAACAACUGUUAAGAAAAUUUCAGAAAAGCAUGGAAUGCCGUUCGUUUUUAUUCUCACCCAUUCUGACGAAUCCAAAGAUAACGAAGCAAGUCUUUUGGAUCAACUUAAGAGAGAUAUUGAAGGCUUAGUGAAAGAUGAAGCUGAUAUUUACGAAAUUAACAAACGAGAUACAGCAAAUCAUAAAAUCAAGGGUCUGUGUGAAGAUAUUAUCUCGAAGUUGGAAAAUAAUUCGUUUCUGAAUAAAGAAUAUGAAAAAGAAUUCAAAAAGAAUUCGUUUCUGCACUCGUUGAAUAAAGCCAUUUAUGUAAACAACAAGAAAACCAAGAAAUUUUUUAAACAAGCUAAGAAACAGGGUGUUCCUCAUAUUCACGGCUUAUACAACAGUCAUUUAAUUGCUUCGUGGAUGAACACAGAAAUAAAUCUUGCAAUAACUGGAGAUUCUGGAACAGGAAAAUCAUCUUUCAUCAACGCCGUGAGAGGAAUUAAAGCUUAUGAGAAGGGGGCAGCAGCUGUUGAUGUUGCAGAAACGACUAAAAAAGCCACUAGAUAUUCACAUCCAAAACAUAAAAAUAUUAUUUUCUGGGAUCUACCAGGUAUUGGAACACCUAAAUACCCCAAUUAUAAAGAGUACUGUAAAAAAGUUGGUGGUCUAGAGAAGUACGACGCUUUUCUUAUUUUUUGCAAAACACGAUUCACUCAUUAUGACAAAGAGUUAGCUGAGAAAAUUUCAAAAGUUGUCGAAAAACCUUUCUUUUUUGUUCACACCAAUGUUGACACCGAACUCAAGAAUGCGAAAGAUGACGAAGGACCAAAGUUUAAUGAAGCAACUGUCAUGAAACGUAUGAGGGAAAAUUGUAUGAAAAACCUGGAAGUUUUAAUGCACGAUGAGAAAGAUAUCUUUUUGAUUGACAAUAAGGUUACAGAGAAAUAUGAUUUUCAACGUUUGAAGGAAUCGAUUGCCGAAGCGUUACCUGAGGAAAAACAAGAGAGUUUUGUUGCUUCCUUGGAUAAGUCUACACAUACAACAAUAAGAAUUAAGGCCAACUUUUUGAGAGCUCAUGUACAAUUGGUGAUUGUUUUGUUCGUAAUUGCUGAAUCUAAUCCUAAAGAUUUUGUGGAACUGAUAUCGUUGGAAGUCAUUCGAUAUCAUCGCGUAUUUGGUUUGUAUGAUCAGUUGAAAAAAUCCCUGAUGACAUCUGAAGAAAUCGAUGAAUUGUGUCACAAAGAAGAGCAUGAGAAAAAAAUACGAAGAAAAAUCGAUGAAAAGAUUCAGAAAAAAAAAUCUGAAGAAAUCAAAGAAGAGCUUAUGAAAGAUAAGUCAGUAGAAGAAUCACCAGCCAAAGUCAAUUGGGCGUAUGAUUACCUUUUGAAUUGCAUCAAAAGUUUAGAAAAAGAAGCUUUGAAGCCUUACGAUGCGGCAAACAAACAGGGAGAAAAUUCACAAACAUGAAAAAAAACUUAACAGUCAAAAUUAUAUAAACAUCACAAAAUAUUUCUUAAUCGAAAGCACUUUAUGCGUAGUAAAUAACACAUAUUAUUCUGAAGUUCAUGUACCUAAUAUCACGUUUUCCUAGACUCGCGCGUGUGAUUUCUCUAUUUUAACUAAACAUGCCACUUGGCAAACACUCUUUUAAUUUCUUGAAAAUCAGCAAAAUGAUUUCUUUUAAAUAUAAAUUUAAUGCAAUAUAACUUACUCACCUCUCUUGCACCCAAAACACCUUUUUUAACCCUUAAAUGCCCAAGGAGGGAGAAACUCAAUGCAAAAAUCUGUUCUUUGGUAUUUUUCCUUAAAAUAACAAGCAAUACCAAGUUCAAUUAAAAAAUUAAAAAAAAAACAUUUUUUCUUCCUAAAAAAAAUUGUGACAGAUUUGUCACAUUGGGCAUUAAGCACUACUUUGUAUAUUAAGAAAACUAGAGUUUAAAACUAAAAUAAUUAUAUAGUAUUAAUUAACAAAAGCAUGAAAUUUGUGAAUAUAACAAGAGUUUUAAUCAAUCAAUACUUUAAUCUGUCAGUAUGUAGAAA
Messenger RNA from Xenia sp. Carnegie-2017, 2596 nucleotides. RefSeq lists its product as uncharacterized. Gene Ontology annotation, molecular function: GTP binding. NCBI's taxonomy places the organism in Eukaryota, Metazoa, Cnidaria, Anthozoa, Malacalcyonacea, Xeniidae. The coding region runs from base 197 to 2023 and encodes 608 amino acids. The transcript is spliced from 4 exons. The record is from RefSeq and is a predicted model, not a curated record. Gene Ontology annotation, cellular component: membrane.